AUCAGUGAGGAGGAGGAGUUAACAAACUAAAAAACCUUGGUGACCAAGUGGUUCAGAAAAUUAAAUUUUCCAAGCUAACACUAAAGACUAAAGUCAGACAUCAUCAACUACAUCGAUACAUCAACCAUGGCUGUUAUUGAGCGAAAUCCAGUGCGUUUGGUCCUCCUGGGCAAGACAGGGGUUGGCAAAAGUGCCACAGGAAACACCAUUCUGGGUAAGAAGGCAUUUGUGUCUGCCGUUAGAGCCGCAUCUGUUACAAAGGAAUGCACAGCUCAAACAGCAGUGAUCAAUCUACAACGUAUUACAAUCAUUGACACACCUGGCUUAUAUGACACAGCAAUUCCCCUCGAAAGUAUUGUGGAAGAAACUAUGAAAGGCAUGCAGCUGAUAGCUCCUGGACCUCAUGCAUUUCUUCUUCUGCUUGAUGUGAGGCGUCACACUGAAGAAGAGAGAAACACUGUCAAGAAAUUUAAAGAAAUUUUUGGUGAUGAUGUGUGCCAGUAUGUGAUUAUACUGUUCACUCAUGGGGAUGAUCUCGAAUUUGAUGAUAAAAGCAUCGAGGACUACAUCAAAGAAGCUGGAUCUGACCUUCAGGAGCUGAUAACAUCUUGUGGGCAUAGAUAUCAUGUUUUUAACAACAGGUCAAAAGACUACACCCAGGUGCUGAAAUUCCUACACAUACUUAACAAGAUGCUGAAAGAAAACAAGCACAGUUACUAUAGCUAUGAACUGUUUACAACUGCAGAGACUCUGAAAGAGGUGAAAGCAACUGAAAAAGAGAAAGAAGAGAGAUUAAGAGAAUUGGAAAAUAAAGUGCUGGAACUUCAGCAUAAAACCAACCUAUGCACUAUAAUAUAAUGGAGAAUGUAUGAAAUGCUCCUUCAGCCAAAAAAAGCAGAGAAUAUGAAACAAAUAAUAAUACAUGAAUAAGUUAUUCAAUAAUACAUGAAUAAGUUAAGGCACAAAGUAGCACAUACUGUAUAUAAAAUUUCUGAGGGAAUUAUUAGGAGGGUUUUUCUGUAUAAAUGUAUUUAAUGUCAAGUGCUCUUUUAAGCAUUGAUUUCUUUUUCUUUUAGCAAUAAAUGUUUGUAACACAUGGUUAUAAAAUGAUGGAGGGGAACACUUAUUCAUUAUAAAACUAUUUACUAGUGUUUUUAAGAUGAUUUUCUAACAAAUGUUAAGUAUUAAUUUAAUGUCUUCACUGUGCAUGUUUAUCCUCAAGUCAAAUAAAGCAUUUAAUUAGUUUA
Messenger RNA from Tachysurus fulvidraco (yellow catfish), 1247 nucleotides. Its product is annotated as GTPase IMAP family member 4-like. The transcript is spliced from 2 exons. NCBI's taxonomy places the organism in Eukaryota, Metazoa, Chordata, Actinopteri, Siluriformes, Bagridae. Gene Ontology annotation, molecular function: GTP binding. Bases 127 to 858 code for a protein of 243 amino acids. The record is from RefSeq and is a predicted model, not a curated record.